Messenger RNA from Monomorium pharaonis (pharaoh ant), 2708 nucleotides. RefSeq names its product probable serine/threonine-protein kinase samkA. The transcript has 5 exons. NCBI's taxonomy places the organism in Eukaryota, Metazoa, Arthropoda, Insecta, Hymenoptera, Formicidae. The coding region runs from base 370 to 2403 and encodes 677 amino acids. The record is from RefSeq and is a predicted model, not a curated record.
GGAGCAUGUCGGAGCAUGGCGACGCGAACAAACCAAAAUACUGCUGUGUCAAUUUGUGUCACGGCUGGAAAGCUCCCAUUAUAUAUGCUAUGGAAAAUACACAGGGGCAUUUCAGUGAUGUUUUUUUGAACGCAUCCUAUGAAAGUUUUUUUUCUUCUGUUGAGAAGUGUGUUAAAUGGUGUUAAAUAUGGUCAAAUGCAAUCAGCAAUUACCGUGAAUAUUCCAUCGCAUGAUGUUAUUAAUGUUUAUGUAAUGAAAUUUAGUUAGUAGAUAAAAAUUUCAGUUUAAAGAAACGUACAGAUUUAUAAGUUACAAAAAAUUAAUGAAACCAGAGCUUUAUAAAUAUUGAUUUCAACAUAUAUUUUCAACAUGUAUGGGCUAUAUGAAAAUAAGAAGAAAUAUUUUGUUCAAACUCCAAAUACACGUAAUGUAAAUAAAUUAAUAGCACAAAGUGAUGACAAUGAAAUGCUUAAUAGAAUAGCAAAAAAUUUAAAUUUGAGAAUACCAGUUGUACAAGUAAAUAAGAAUAUUGUUAAUAUUAGCACAUUUAAAUCUGAAUGUAUUUUUGAUGUAACACACAAUUUUCAAACAUUUUCUGAAAAUAUGAAUGAUAAUAUCGACGAAUUUAUGAUGAUUGAUGAAAAACAUAUAAUAGAUGAAAUUAUUGAAAUACGAAAUGAGUCAAUUUCCAAUAAUACUAAUGAUAAUAGUAUUGACAAUACAGAAUUACAUGAAGAUAUUAAUAAAGAUUCAGAGAAAUUACAUUCCCACAAAAAUAAUUAUAAUAAUGAUGAUGUAGACAUGGUUGACUCUUGCUAUAAUGCAGAUUCUGAAAGUUCUGAGGAAGAAAGUGAUGUACAAUCGAAAAAAUCUAAUACCAAUAUACAGAAAAGCUCAAAGACAUCAUUAAAUGUUAACAAAAAAAAAAUCUGUGAUGAUAUUCAUUUACGAGUUCAAUGCUCAAAACCAAAAGGUAGAGGAAAAAGAAAUUUUUGUUUUUAUUGCAAAAAAAUGAUGACAAAGAUAAGCAGGCAUUAUGAAACAAUUCACAAAGAUGAAGAGGAUGUGAAAAAAUUUAUCUCAUUACCUAAAGGUAAUCAAGAUAGACAGAAUAUUAUUAAACAUCUUAGACAAAAAGGCAAUUAUUUAUUCAAUCUAAAUCCUACCUACAAUAACGGAGAACUUCUAGUUUGUAGAAGACCGACAGAAUCUGGAACAAAAACUGCAUGCGAUUUUGUUUGUUGUGCCGGAUGUAAAGGCUUUUUUUCUAAAAGUUCUAUACGUCAACAUUUUAGAAAAUGUACACAAAAAGUUGUUGCCAGAUCUGUUAACAAACUUGGAAAUAUAAUUCAAGAUCGAAUACAUGAAUGUGCAAAUUCUAUUUUAAGAAAUGUUAUAUUUCCAGUAUUAAGAGAAGACGAUAUUAUUCGAUUAAUUAGAUAUGAUGAACUAGUAAUCACUUACGGCAAUAAAAUGUGUCUAAAACGCGAUACGAAUCAACAUCAGCAUCAAGAAAGGAUAAGAACUCGUUUAAGACUAUUAGGACGAUUCUUACAAGCUCUUCGAAAAAUUAAUAAGGAUGUAACAGAUUUUUAUAGUCUUUAUCAUCCGUCAAAAUACGAUAAUUGUAUUACUGCCGUAAAUCAACUGGCAGGCUUUAAUGAAAAUACAAAACUCUAUGCAGCUUCUUCCGUUGCAUCAACUCUUUGCGCAUACAUAAGAGAAAUGGGAAAUUUGGGUAUCGCUGAACACAUAAAACGUAAUAAAUUGAAAGAAAAGAUAAACAUAGAAGACUUUCUACAAUUAUUCCAAGGUUUUAGUGUGUCUGUUCAAAAAAAUGUUAAAAAAUCUAGAAUACAAGCUAGACGGAAUAAAAAAACACAGGAAUUAUCAUUUGACGACAUUAAAGUGUUACAUGACUUUUUACAAUCUAACAGGCGUAAAGCAUUUCAACAACUUAAAAACAUAUUCACAUUUAAUACUUGGCGACAGCUAGCAGAAUUCACUUUGAUAUCUGUUCAAGUAUUUAAUAGGCGAUGUGCCGAAGCAGUAGAACGUAUGUCCAUCGACGACUAUAUGCAUCAAGGAUGUAUAAACAAGCGAACGAAUUCAGAUAUAUAUGAAUCCUUACUACAUGAAACCCGAAAAACAGUUGAUAACUAUGUAAGAGUUCCUAUUAGAGAACGCUGUGGAAAACCUGUUGCUAUUCUUUUGGAUUGCGAAAUGAAAAAUUGUAUCGAGGUACUUCUACGAUAUCGUAAAGAAGCAAAUAUUCAUGAAAAAAACCCUUACAUCUUUGCUCUACCGGGUGAUGAUAAAAGGCGAUUUAAAGCAUGUGAUAUUAUUACGCAAAUACUUCCUACAAUGCAAAGAACAUGUUCUUCAGAUAAUGAAACUUCAUAACCAUAUUGUAACGAAAUACAUAAAUUAUAUUGAAUCUGUCAGGACGUGAUAAUAACACGACUAUUUAUUUAUGUCAUGACGAAAGUAUGUAUAUGCAACAUUAUUUGGUAAAUUAAAAUAAUUAAAAUUCUCGAUUGUGUAUCAUAGAACAAGGACGACAUAUUGGACAAGAUAUAUUUAGGACAAAGUAAUUUUAAAUAAAUUAAUGAAGAAAAAAUCUAAAUAUAUCAAUGAAAUUGUAUAAUAUAUAUGCUAUAUAAUAAUAUAUUAUAUAGUAAUAAAUAAAACAAAAUAUAUUAUAAAAA